AUGAGUGCACUAUCCACAGACACAUGCUGCCGUGUGGCAAGGAGUCAGCGCUGCAUGUCGGAGCAGCUGGUGCUGCUGUCGGCGCUGUGCGCACUGGAAGCCGUGCCGCUCAAGUUCAACUACUUCGCCGCCUUUUGGCGUGACGUCGCCAACACGCCCGCCGAUGCGAAGUUAGAAGAAAUGCUCUUAGAAUGCAGUGUAGUAACGGAAUACGUAGAUGCAGUGCUACUGGAUGAAAGAGAUUCACUGGAGGAUCCAGCGAUAUAUGAGUUCAUGCAGCAUUAUUACCCCAAGUUGUGCGCGCUCGCGAGUUCGUCGGACGCGCCGGAGUCGCCGUCGGGCAGCGGGGGCGGCGGCGGUGCGACGAGCGGCGCGGGCGCCGUGUGCGCGGCGGUGGCGCUUGCGGAGGAGCUGGCGGCAGCGGCGGCGCGCGCGCCAUUGGGUGCGCUGCUGGGCCGCGCGCGCGCGCUCGCCCUGCUGGCGCCGCACGCGCUCGCGCACGCGCACGAGCCGCCGCUCGCGCUUCAGCACGCCGCGCAAGCGCUGCAGCAGCGCCUGCUGCGCGCCGCCGAAGAAGAAAAUUCAGAGCCGGAGACUGGCGCGGGGGCGAGCGAGCCGGCGCGCUGUCCGUCUCGGGACGGCAGCGACGCGGAGGCGGACGCGGAAGGAGAUGUGGACGGGGACGAGGCGGGGUCCGAGGCGGCAGCGGACGCGGACGAGUCGGCCGAGGAGGAGCCGGCGCCGCGCGGCGGCUUGCUGGCGCGCCUCACGCUGGCCGUGCACGCGCUCGCCGCCGCCACUGCCACUGCUGCCACCGCUGCCCCCGACCUCUGCGACGCCCAGCCCUAG
This is a messenger RNA of Parnassius apollo (apollo), 849 nucleotides long. The record is from the annotation of a GenBank genome assembly. NCBI's taxonomy places the organism in Eukaryota, Metazoa, Arthropoda, Insecta, Lepidoptera, Papilionidae.